GCGAUCAGCUGACUGCAGCGGACCGACAUCGUUUAGGGCUCUGCUGUCAUUCGAUUAAAUCCCGGUGGUAGUGAUCGGGAUAAGGACAGGAGCUUGUUGGAUUUAUAACUUCUGCAGGAUAUGUUUCAAUAGGCAACAAGUCUGAGAGGUCAUCAUUAUGUCGGGGAACAACCUAGUUUUACCCAUAGUGCUAUGGGGCCGCACAGCUCCAACUCACUGCAUCAGCAGUCUGCUGGUGAUGGAUGACUUCAGUACCAUCGUCACUGGCUGCCAUGACGGACAGAUCUGUUUCUGGGACAUGACACCUGAGCUACAGAUCUGCCCAAGGGCAAUGCUGUUUGGUCACACGGCCGCAAUCACCUGUUUGGCAAAGGCAAGCGCCUGCACUGACAAACAGUACAUCGUCAGCGCUUCAGAGAGUGGGGAGAUGUGUUUAUGGGAUGUGAAUGAUGGUCGCUGUAUUGAGUUCACUAAACUGGCUUGCGCACACACUGGCAUACAGUUCUACCAGUUCUCGUUCGGAGCGGAGAGGGAGGGACGUCUGCUGUGUCACGGCCAUUACCCAGAGAUCCUGGUGGUGGACGGCACCAGCCUGGAGGUCCUCUACUCCCUGGUGUCCAAGAUCUCUCCAGACUGGAUCAGCUCCAUGAGCAUCAUCCGGUCCCACCGCACCCAGGAGGACACGGUGGUGGCGGUUUCAGUGACGGGCAUACUGAAGGUCUGGAUCAUCACUGCUGAGGUCAGCAGAAUGCAGGACCUGGACCCAGUGUUUGAGGAGGAGUCCAAGCCCAUCUACUGCCAGGGCUGCCAUAGCAUCUCCUUCUGCUCCUUCACCCAGAGCAGCCUGCUGCUGGUCUGCUCCAAGUACUGGAGGGUGUUUGAUGCGGGGGACUACUCCCUGCUCUGCUCGGUGCCCAGCGAGGCGGACCAGGCCUGGACCGGGGGGGAGUUCAUCGCCGCUGAUAAGGUCAUCAUCUGGACCGAGGACGGCUGCAGCUGCAUUUAUACUCUGCCUGCUAGCUGCCUUCCUGCUAGUGAACAUUUCCGCAGCGAUGUUGGGAAAACAAAGGAGGCGUCCAUCCCUCCCCUUAUCUACAGCAUCACAGAGCGCACCGACAAACAGAGAGAGGAGGGAGGAGGCGAGGAGGAAGAGGUGGUUGAGGAGGGGAUGUGUCACCCUGCCCAUGGGUGCAACAUGGAGCUCUACACCCCAGAGCAGCUAUUCUACCACCGGCCUCUAGAGGCGCCACUCCUCAUCUGCCCCCCGGUCACCCGCUUCUUCUACGGGAGGAGGGAGCCCUUCCACAAGCUGCUGGUCCAGGGAGACUCUGCUGGACGCCUGUCCCUGUGGAGCGUCCCUGAUACCUGCCCCCCAGGGUCCCCUGCUACAGAGCUGCAGGUGUCCUCCACUGUCAGCCUGCAGGAGGCCUUUGAUAAGCUGACUCCUCUGUCUGCCGGCAUCAUCGACCAGCUCAGCGUCCCGCCGGGGGGAGAGGAACCCAUCAAGGUGACAGCCAGCGUGUACAUCCCGUCCCAGGGCCGUCUGGUCUGCGGGCGGGAGGACGGCUCCAUCAUCCUGGUCCCCGCCACGCAGACGGCCAUCGUGCAGCUGCUGCAGGGGGAACACAUGCUCAGGAGGGGCUGGCCGCCCCACCGCACCCUGCGUGGCCAUGGCAACAAGGUGACGUGCGUGCUGUACCCCCACCAGGUGUCCCCCCGCUACGACCAGCGCGCCCUGGUCUCGGGCGGCGUGGACUUCUCCGUCAUCGUGUGGGACAUCUUCACCGGCGAGAUGAAGCACAUCUUCUGUGUCCACGGCGGCGAGAUCAGCCAGCUCAUCGUUCCCCCGGAGAACUGCAGCACGCGGGUGCAGCACUGCGUGUGUUCGGUGGCCAGCGACCACUCGGUGGGGCUGCUCAGUCUGAGGGAGAGGAAGUGCAUCAUGCUGGCGUCCAGACACCUCUUCCCCAUCCAGGUCAUCAAGUGGCGGCCCGCCGAUGACUACCUGGUGGUGGGCUGCUCCGACGGCUCCGUCUACGUCUGGCAGAUGGACACGGGCGCUCUGGACCGCUGUGUGAUGGGCAUCACGGCGGUGGAGAUCCUGAACGCGUGUGACGAGCUGGCCCCAGCCACGGUGGACGCCCUCAGCCACCCGGCCGUCAACCUGAAGCAGGCCAUGAGCCGGCGCAGCCUGGCCGCGCUCAAGAACAUGGCCACGCACAAGCUGCACACGCUGGCCUCCAACCUGCUGGCUGCCGACAGCCAGGACAAGGGCAACCUACCAAAGUACUCCCACAACUCCCUGGUGGUGCAGUCCAUGAAGACCAACGUGACGGAUCCCGACAUGCACGUGCUGUUCUUCGACGUGGAGGCGGUGAUCAUCCAGCUGCUGACGGAGGAGGCGCAGCGGCCCAGCCCCACCAUGGUGUCCCCCGAGAGCCUGCAGAAGAGCCAGGCCGGCCCCGACAAGGGAGGCUCCUUCCUGGCCAACAAGAUCUUCAAACAGGUCAAAGAGACCAUGAAGGAGACCAUCAAGGAGCACCUGAUGGAUGAAGACGAGGAGGAGGAGGAGGAGAUGAGGAGGCGCGAGGAGAAGUCCAAGUCCCUGAGCCUGCUGGAGUACAACCUGACCAUGGACACGGCCAAGCUGUUCAUGUCCUGCCUCCACGCCUGGGGCCUGGACUGCGGCCUGGACGCCGUCUGCCUGGAGCGCCUGGGCAUGCUGAAGCCCCACUGCCCCAUCUCCUUCGGCCUCAUCUCCCGCGGAGGACACAUGUCCCUCAUGCUGCCCACCUUCAAGGAGGCCUUGCUCCGUCAGCUGUCCCAGGCUGCCGGCCGGACUCUGGCCCCGGCGGACAUCGUGGGUAACGGGACGUACGGGGUGUCCCGGGCCGUCAGCACCCAGCACCUGCUGUCGGUCAUCUCCCUGGCCAACACCCUGAUGGGCAUGACCCACGCCUCCUUCAUCGGGGAGCACAUGAAGAAGGCUCCCGUCAGACCUCCCAGACCCGGGACCCCUGAGAGCCCCCGCAGGACCGCCUCCAGCGGCCCCCCGCCCUCCAGCCCCGCCAUGCAGGCCCAGAUCAAACAAGCUGCCACCACUCCUGCUUCUCUAGGGGCCCCAGUACGGCCACCUCGGGGCCCCUCUGGUGCCCCUAGCCAAGGCCCUGCCUCUCAUAGCAUCCCCUCAGUCAACGAAGGGUGGAGCCAGCUGGCUGCGAUGCACUGUGUGAUGCUCCCUGACCUGUUAGGGAAGUUCAGACCUCCUCUCCUUGAGAUGUUGGCUCGGCGGUGGCAGGACCGCUGUCUGGAGGUACGAGAAGCAGCCCAAGCACUGCUAUUGGCUGAGCUCAGGAGGAUCGGUCAAUCAGGACGCAAGGAUACCAUUGACCUGUGGGCCCCCUACCUGCCUCAGUAUGUGGACAGCGUCAGCUCCCCUGGAACAACCACAGAGCCCCCCCCGCCGGCCCCGCCCCCAGUCGACUCUCAGCCAAUCGAAACCAAGGCUUCCGAGGAGGAGCUGGAUGUGACUGACGAUGACAUCACAGCAGGCUGUCUGUCCAACCUGCCACCCAACGCCAAGAAGAUCUCCAACUCCUACGAGGAGCGGCGGAAGCAAGCCACCGCCAUCGUGUUGCUAGGGGUGAUAGGGGCAGAGUUUGGCGCAGAGAUUGAGCCACCGAAGGGCGCUGGUAGGGCGAGGAUGGGAGGACAAGCACCCGAGGGCUUUGGACCGGCCAGCGGAGGCUCCUCCAACUACUCUCUGGCCAGACACACCUGUAAGGCGCUGACCUUCCUGCUGCUCCAGCCCCCCAGCCCCAAGCUGCCUCCCCACAGCACCAUCCGCCGCACAGCCAUCGAUCUGAUUGGCCGUGGCUUCACCGUGUGGGAGCCAUAUAUGGACGUGUCGGCGGUGCUCAUGGGCCUGCUGGAGCUCUGCGCCGAUGCUGAGAAACAACUGGCCAACGUCACCAUGGGUCUCCCUCUCAACCCUCCGGCGGACUCUGCUCGCUCGUCCCGCCACGCUCUCUCUCUCAUCGCUACGGCUCGGCCACCUGCCUUCAUCACCACCAUCGCUAGAGAGGUCCACAGGUUCAAUGCUGCCCAGGCCAACUCCCAGUCCCAGCAGAACGUCCACACCAGCACCCUGGCCCGGGCCAAGACCGAGAUCCUCAGGGUGAUCGACAUACUCAUAGAGAAGAUGCCUGGAGACGUAGUGGAUCUACUGGUGGAGGUGAUGGACAUCAUCAUGUAUUGCAUUGAGGGUUCACUGGUCAAGAAGAAAGGACUGCAGGAAUGCUUCCCUGCUAUCUGCAAGUUCUACAUGGUGGGCUACUGUGACCGAAGCCACCGCAUCGCAGUGGGGGCACGCCAGGGCUCCGUGGCGCUGUACGACGUCAGGACCGGGAAGUGCCAGAACAUCCAUGCUCAUAAGGGUCCAAUCACUGCGGUGUCAUUCGCUCCUGAUGGCCGUUACCUAGCAACCUACUCCAACCUAGAAAGCCAUAUCUCCUUCUGGCAGAUGAACACCAGUACACCCAGUCUAACCAGUACCCCCCCUGCUCCAGAUGAACACCAGUCUGCUGGGCAGCAUCGGCAUGCUGAACUCGGCCCCCCAGCUGCGCUGCAUCAAGACCUACCAGGUGCCCCCGGUGCAGCCCGCCUCGCCCGGCUCCCAGAACCACCUCAAGCUGGCCCGCCUCAUCUGGACCUCCAACCGCAACGUCAUCCUCAUGGCCCACGACGGCAAGGAGCACCGCUUCAUGGUCUGAUUGCCCCCUGCUCGCGCCACUUCCUGCCCGCGCAACUUCCUGCCCUCCACACUUCCUGCUCGGGCCGCUCCCCGUCUGGCCCCGAGCUGGGGGGGUUUCUGGGAGGUCUAUUGAGGGUCUAACGUACUAGGGGGCCGUGAGGGGUCUUUGGUCUGAAGCGUUUAGUGUUAAAGUGAAUCUGAAGAUAUAAUGUCUGUACAUACUAGAAUACUACGCUUUAGUGGUAAGAUAAAGAUUAAGAUAAAAUGUACGUAUUAUUUAGUAGAAACACCAGAUAGUUGUGAACUAUACAAACCUUUCAACUCUCAAAGCGUUUAGUCAGAAAAUGUAAACCUUUGAAGGGGUAUGUUUGGCGAUACAACAUUUUGUUUACUUUAUUAUCACCAAUAUUAGAUCAUUUUGGAAAAUAUUUGCUCCAAGGCCGUCUGGAUUUGAACCACCACCCCGCUACACUGAGUUGGUUAGGUUCAUGACCGCUGGCCAAUGAAGGGUUCUUUUACUGCUUGAAUCUGAUAGUUUGUUCUUCGUGCUUCUGGAUUGGCUGUAGAUAAUGUUUUUUGUUGCUCGGUUACCGUGGCGGUGGACCCAAACACACCUGUUUACAUUGUUGUUGUUGUUGUUGUGUUUGUUUCAUGCAUUCCUAUUUAAGGGUGGUUGGUUUCACCGCCCUGGCCUCAGCCCCCGGAGGAGGAGCCAGGAGGUCAUGUGAUCUGAACCCACCAAUAGGGCGCGGCCCCACCGGGGCCCAGCCCUUGUGGGGCGCUUUGUGAUGUGUGUUGUCGUUGUGUAUUGCUGUUGUGGUUGAUGGUAUCAACGUUCCCCUUUCGAAGGGUUUCCCCCAGUGUUUGUGCAACAGUGUGUGUGCGUGUGAGUGUGUGUUUUCAAAUCCCAAAAGUUAAUGCGCCCUAUUCCCAAGUCUCUUGUAUAUUACACAUUUCCCUCAUAUAAAACGUAUAAUCAGAUGUAUGUGUCUGUGUGUGUGUGUUUUUAUAUACACCCAGAAUGGUAGGCUCGCGUGUGGUGUAAUCAUCACCACACCGUGUGAUGCCUUGACGGUAGAUUCAGGUGCUGGUCCGUCGCUAUGGGAACCAGGCGGGGUACAUACCUUAGCCUGCUAAUGAAGAUGGCUAUCAAUCGGCCUCUUCUUCUAUUCUCUUCACUCUUUUCUCAUUCCGACCUUCAGUUCUCCUCCUGCCUCUUGUCCUUUGCUGCCUGCCUGCUCCCAUCUCUCCUGCUCCUCCUCCCAAAUCCCUCCUCUGUCUCCUCCUCACUCUCUCUAUCUCCUCCCCUAUCUCCUCCUUCAUGUCUCCCCCUUCCUGUCUCCUCCAUCCUGUCUCCUCUCCUCUGAGCCACUCACACGCUACACACCUAUAAACUGAAGCGUGUCGAAGCUUUUCACACCUCCAUUUUAUUUACCAGGUUGUCAGCUGGGAUUUAGAAUUGUGCAGACACAGACACAGACACACGCACACACAUACACACACACACACACACACACACACACACACAAACCGGUCUGAAUGGAUGAGAGUGGAGAUCAUAACAUCUUGUUUACCUUCUCAACUAAAGAGAGGGAGGUGAAAGGAUCAGAGAUUGGGCAUACAGACAGACAGGAAGAUGUGUGUGUGCUUAUGUGUUUAUCCACAGAAUGAUUUGUUGCAUGUAAAUAUGACCCUGUGACAAAAAAAAGAUAUAUACUUUAAAGAAUAUAUAGAUAUAUACUAUAUACAUCAUGUGCUGUGAUUAAUUCUCUUGUGUUGAAACUUGUUGACUGUCAAUAAAGAUAUGUGAAAACAAACAUGA
Messenger RNA from Gadus morhua (Atlantic cod), 6575 nucleotides. It is a transcript of the gene wdr7, whose product is annotated as WD repeat domain 7. The record is from RefSeq and is a predicted model, not a curated record. Gene Ontology annotation, cellular component: cytoplasm. Gene Ontology annotation, molecular function: protein binding. Bases 158 to 4894 code for a protein of 1578 amino acids. The transcript is spliced from 32 exons. NCBI's taxonomy places the organism in Eukaryota, Metazoa, Chordata, Actinopteri, Gadiformes, Gadidae.